Molecule: messenger RNA, 774 nt
Organism: Rotaria sp. Silwood2
Lineage: Eukaryota; Metazoa; Rotifera; Eurotatoria; Philodinida; Philodinidae
Source: the annotation of a GenBank genome assembly
AUGUUUCUUCUUCUUCUACUAUUGCUCUUGACCAAUGUGCUCUCAGUCUGGGGUCAUGGGUUUCUAUUCGAUCCACCAGCACGCAGUACUGCCUGGAUAGUUAUUCCCGAUUUUCGUAGUUGUUGCACCUAUUACGAUCACAUGCAAAUGUUCUGCGGUGGCGUUCCAGUCCAAUAUGGCGAGAACAGUAGAACUUUUUCUUUGUUUGCUUGUACAUAUUUACAUCUUUGGCAUCUUUUAGAUGGUAAAUGUGGUAUUUGCGGUGAGCCAUACAAUCAAGUAAACAAGUUGUUUGAAAUGGGUGGUUCGAUGUAUAAGGGAACGAGCGUCAAAACCUAUAACCAAGGACAACAAAUCAGUGUUAAAGUCAAUUUGACUGCCAAUCACAUGGGCUACUUUGAAUUUCAUCUGUGCAAUGUUGAUACCACCCCUAAUUCUGAUGCCACUCAGGAUUGUCUCGAUCGUCGUAUUCUCAAACUUGCCAAUAGCGAUUUAACUAAGUACUCAAUUACUGGUGCGAUAGGUAAUUCUCAGAUUAUUGUCAACUUGCAAUUACCUGCCGGUGUAUCCUGUCAACAUUGUGUCUUUCAAUGGAAAUACACAGCAGGUAACAGUUGGGGCACGGAUCCAAUCACUGGACAACAAGGCUUGGGUCUAGGUACCGAAAAUGAAACGUUCAUGGGCUGUGCCGAUAUUACCAUUGUUGGCGGAAGUGUACCUGCCAGUACGUCGUCGGCAGUGACGAGUUCUACGAAAGCGUUAGUUUAUUCCUGA